This is a messenger RNA of Siniperca chuatsi (mandarin fish), 1890 nucleotides long. RefSeq lists its product as uncharacterized. The transcript has 10 exons. The record is from RefSeq and is a predicted model, not a curated record. Bases 334 to 1425 code for a protein of 363 amino acids. Lineage: Eukaryota; Metazoa; Chordata; Actinopteri; Centrarchiformes; Sinipercidae.
CGCGUUUCAAAGUUAGUAAACAGCAGACGAGCUAUGUUUUAAGAGAUCUCCAUGACAACCGAGCAAACUCCAUCUGCUGAGGAAGACCAUUGGUGCGGUUGAAAGCUUCGGGGGAAAUUUACAUGAGUCACAUGGUGACUUUUUGUUGACAAGAAGCAUCAGAAUGAUGCAGACGAUGGUCUACUGUACACUCCACCCAGCCUGAGGGACGGGUUCAGAUUCUCCGUCUUUGUUGUCCGAACAAUCAUCUUUCAAACCAUCUGAAAGCACGUCUUCCUUCACUCACACUGCGGUAACUUUCUCUUUGUACCAGGAGUUUGACCUCUGUUCAACAUGGACACUGACUUCAUUCUUAAGCAAGUUCUACACAUGAGACCGUCCUCUUUCUCAGUGAGAGAGCAACAACGCUACAGAGCAGAGAAGAUGCUAAUGAGGCAGUUUAUGCUCAUGAAGCUGCAGUAUCAAAUUCCCAUUUAUUUAUCUGCUAAAGAUAUGGAGAACUGGCUGCUGGCUGCAAGAAGCUUCCUGGAAGAGUUCCAGGAAAUAGCAAAACGGGCAGAGGCGAGAAAGCUCCUUGUGGCUGAAUUGGCCUGGACCUCAGCAAGGCGCCUCUGUCUAAAUCAGAUGGUGCAAGAGCUCCAGGAGGAACUUGAAAAAGAAAAACGCCUUUCACUGCGGCUCAGAAGAAAGGUCACAUUGGAGGGUCUUCAAAUGUUUCUCCCAGUCAUCCACCCCAAAGCAGAGCAGGAUGUACAAACCUUCCUCUGCCACCUGUCCAACAAGCUGCUCAAGUCUUUUGCUGGCUCUAACACCAGCAAGCGAUCCCAACUAGCGCUGCUCGCCAAGCUUCAGCGGACUACUGCACCUUUAGUACCACAGGUGGUGGAAACUGCUCUGAAGUUCUUUCUGGAUGAACCAGAGCCACUUGUUGGGGUCAGGACCUCCCAGACUCAGGAUGCCGACGCAAGCAGGGUCUCCAGUUUGGCCUGUGCUCAGACAAACAGGGUUGAAGCUGCCAGCGCUCAGAUUGGCAAACAGCUGGCUGACGCAGCAGCUACUUGCUUCUGUCUGAAUACAUCUUUUACUAAAGCUUGUCUCCUACGUAUCUGCACGUCAGUGGCCCGGGACAUGGUCAAAGCCAUUUACAAAAGAUUUGUUGACCGCUCCAAAACCUUCCACCUCAUGGAUUUUGAUGAAAGCUUCAUCACUGCUAGAGAGAGCGUCAUCUGUGCCAUCCAGGACAUGGAUGACAGAGUGCUGAGUGCUGCAAUCAGCGGGGCCCGCCAUCGGCUUUUUACUGAGAAGGACCCCAAGACUCCAGAUUUGUGCUGUGUGGUGGCUGCAGAAAGGACUAAUGAAAAGAAAGACCAAGAGCAGGGAGUGCGAGCCUUCUUCAGUCGAAUGUGGAAAAAGAUGAUUCACUGAGUGAAUCACACCAGCUGCUCUCUCUACAGUGGGUUAAACUUGCCCUGAUCUAACUGCCCUGAAACUUCAUCCCAAACUACUUCAAUAAAGUCCGGUUGUCACCAGUGCCACAUCAAACUGGUGAGUUUGGUUUUCCAAGUUAGGGCGAUACAAAUACUUUGUUGAAAUUAGUCACAUUUUUUCUCAUUGUUAUGUUGCAUCCAGAAAUUAUAGACGGCAGAUUAAGUAGUAACACUUGUGCAUGUAUGAAGAGUAUGUAGCUGUUGUGUUGUGAUAGUCUCACUCUCACUGUGUCUCUAGCAUCUUCAGUCUUUGAUUGUAUGAGUUCUUCAUUUUGAGGAGCAGCAACAAGACUCUUUAUGACACAUCCAGCUCAGGUUAUUUGUCUCUUUUUUUGCCUUCAUAAAGAUAUACAGAACACAGAUCAGUUUCUCCCUGUGCCGAAUGAUACAAGAAAAGUCUUUU